AUGUCUCUUCCAUUGCCUUUGCCUCCAUUGCUGCCCUCUUAUCGUCGCACCGAGCUUUACCUCAUGGGGAGCUCCAAAUUGCGAUCGGAACUUUCGCCGUUCGCCAUAUGCCGCACCUCGGGAUCGGUUUCACGGCUCCAGUCUUCAUGCACCAAUGGGGAAGGGUCCAUUGGUAUAUUCGUGUCUUCGCCGAGGCGUUUCCAAUCGGCAAGGACGUACAGCAAAGCCACCAAGGUACAUGUGGCUAAUACUGAAAUCCUGCGGCUGCGAUUCCGCCGAGGUACCCUGCAAGUUUUUGAACUGGUUGAGGGACGCGAACAUCCAAGCCGCGCAGGGGAGAAAGUAGAGACCGUUGGCGGUCUGGUCGUGGGCUUCUUGGAACGAUCGCGACCAACGCACCCAACACCACCCCCGCACAUAAAGGGUCGAGGCACCGGAAACCAGAAACAUCACCGAAAAGAACGACUUGUCCGCAGCGGGCGUGCGCAAAAAACCGUGCGCCCGGUUGAGAGCGGCUGGGGGUGCAACGGGCAUCUUGGCUUUACCCCAGCGAAACCCGACGCACUCCGGAACAAGGUAAAGUCAAGCGUCUUACAAGGCCUCCUAGGCCCCUUCUCGGCAGUCUAUAGCAAUGUCGUCGUCUUCUCAGGAGAGAGCAGGAACGGCACUAGCAGCGGUGCUUACGAGGAGUCCGUUUGGAUCGAUACGCGGCCCCCGCCCCCUCUCCUUGUUCUGAAAGCUUUCCAGCUUUCGCAUUCAUCGGAAGUGACAGGCGACUGA
Phaeodactylum tricornutum CCAP 1055/1 is the source of this 780-nucleotide messenger RNA. RefSeq lists its product with no specific name. The transcript is spliced from 5 exons. The record is from RefSeq and is a predicted model, not a curated record. NCBI's taxonomy places the organism in Eukaryota, Bacillariophyta, Bacillariophyceae, Surirellales, Neidiaceae. The coding region runs from base 1 to 780 and encodes 259 amino acids.